GACUCACCCGGUCCAUUAGAAUCUGGAAUUCUGGAUAGAGUCGAUGGGUCCCACCCGCCAGCGACACUAGUUUUCCACGCUCUGCUCGCCCCGCUGCCCGCGGCUAUCGAUGAGGCCGGGAGCCAUGGCCGCCGCCGCCGCGAAGCUCAAGCUCCCGCGCCUCACCACCUCCGCCGCGCUCUUCCCGACGCCGAGUCCGUUCGGCUCCAGGCCCGCUCCCAAGCCCAUGCCGCCGCCGCCCGUCUCCAUCUCCAUGGACCCUGCCGCCGUCGACCCGUCCCACCUCCAGGCGCUCAUGCUCGCCUGCGCCCACUCCUGCACCAUCCGCCCCUCGCCUCCCCCCGCCGCCGCGGAGCCCGUAGACCUCCGCAAGCUCCGCGUCGCGCUCGCGCACAGCUUCCUCGUCGUGUCCGUCUCCUGCAGCGCGAGGUUCCUGGAGGACGGAGGCGGCGGCGAUGGCCAGCGGUUGCUGGGCCUCGGCCUCGGGCUCGGGCGGCAGGAGGACCGGCGGCUCGUCGGGUUUGGCCGGGCCGUCUCCGAUGUCGGGCUCACCGCGUCCUUGCACGACGUUGUGGUACAUCCAUCACUACAGAGGAGAGGUAUAGGCCGAAAAAUAGUUGAGAGAAUUACAAGAGUACUCCACAACAGAGGUAUAUUUGACAUUUCUGUACUAUGUACAGAAAAGGAGAGGCCCUUUUUUGAAGCAUGUGGAUUUGGGGACGAUGCAAUGGGUUCAACAACAAUGAUGUACACAAGAAAGAUGCACAGAUAGUACUCCUGCACAUAAUUGGCAAUCCACUCACAAUGAUGAUAUUAACAGCUCCUCUGGUGGGUCAACAGUUGCUGCUUCAAUAUAUCACUGCCAGUAAAGGAAUAGCAAUCUGAGUAAAGUAUUCAAUCACGAUUGUUUAGUAGAGAAAAUAACCGGAAGGAUAUGGGAAAUUCGUAGCAUGCUAGUAUUUGUGAAGGAUUAUUAGCGUGUUCGAGACUCCAGACCAACAUCUGUAUCCCUCUACCACUGACUGUAAAAAACUGCUAUUGCCCUCCUGUUAUAGAGGUAUGUACGUAUGACAUGAGUGCUAAGAUUUCAGUUAUGAACAAAGAAAGAACGAAAAACAAAAUAUAGCAAACAAUAUGGU
This is a messenger RNA of Oryza brachyantha (malo sina), 1139 nucleotides long. Its product is annotated as acetyltransferase NSI. Gene Ontology annotation, cellular component: Golgi apparatus; endoplasmic reticulum; endoplasmic reticulum-Golgi intermediate compartment. NCBI's taxonomy places the organism in Eukaryota, Viridiplantae, Streptophyta, Magnoliopsida, Poales, Poaceae. The transcript has 4 exons. Gene Ontology annotation, biological process: UDP-N-acetylglucosamine biosynthetic process. Bases 110 to 772 code for a protein of 220 amino acids. Gene Ontology annotation, molecular function: monosaccharide binding; glucosamine 6-phosphate N-acetyltransferase activity. The record is from RefSeq and is a predicted model, not a curated record.